CGUAAGCCCUGCGUGCAGAACAUUACACACCACCAAACACACGCCUAAGCACCCAGUCACUAACAGCUAUCCCCCUACACACUCGUAUGGCGCAGGCAAUAAAUCUGUAUAUGGCUCAUUGAAGGGUACGUAUGGACAACCUUGCCCAUUACAUCUACCCCGAUGGAAGCAAGGUCUCCGGCGGCUACGCCGUCCCCCGGUGCUGAGGACAAUCUACAUUCUUCAACGGGGAUGCAGGCCAUUUCGGUAUGCGUCCAGUGACAGUUUCCGCCAUCUCAUGGGACCACAUGGAAACUUCCACGCGGCGUUCCAUACAUAUAUUCUGACUCACGGCGUUCUUCUGGUUCUCUCGUCGAUUCCCCCGAUAGGACCCAACCAGUAUGGCCAAGUUUCAGUUCUACAACCCUGAACAAUUCAUUAGCCUAGUUAACUUGCUAUCUCUGCGCAACGGUGGCCAACUCCAACCGAGCAACAAGGAGGAAGAGGAACACGAAGACGAUAAACUUUGUGGGGACGACUCAACUGUUUGGAGUGGUAAGGAAGACGAAUUCAAGCAGCGCUUCUUGGACAGGUUCGCGGAGAUAAUGUUGAGAUUUAAGAGCAGGAAACAUGUCUGCUCUGUAGCGCUCCGCGAGUCCAGAGAUCAAUGCCUCAACGGGGACGUCAAGAUUUCCCUCUUUGUUGCUCGUGAUGUUAAUUUCGAGCAUGUGGAUGAAAAAUUCCGUCGCAGGCUUGAAAAGCUGCUUGCCGCUAUCGGCGCAUCGGUUUACGAAGAACAAAACGAUAUAUCUGCGGUCAAGCAGGAGCUUUGGGAGGAAUUGCUACGUUUUUACCAACCUCGACUUGAUUUUUAUGCGGAUAGGUUGCGCGACAAUUUGAAGGCAUUCAAAGCCGCCGGAUCCCUGGACAGCAUUCCCCUUUACACCCCUCAGCCACAGAGUGAUUAUUCUGAACAGAGAACCUUCUGGGACGAAUCUUGUGUUGGUCCUUACUCAGAGGCUACUCAUGACGACUACAUGAAACUUGCACAGAAGCAUAUCCUCGAACUGGAUACCAUUCUUUGCACUGGAGACAGAGCCACUCAGCGACGCCUACUCGCUGAGCACACCUAUUCCGUCCGACGUGCGAAAUCUCUCAGGAUACUUAUCAAUUCCUGCCCCAACUUCUCCGCCGGGCAUAGGCUUCUCUCGGACAUCCUCUUCUUGGGUCAUCUGAUGUCCUGCUAUUAUACACUCGUGGAAGCGGCGCUCAAUGUUCCCGGAUUUGCACAUCUAUCCAUCAUUUUUGUGAAGAGCCCGGCACCUCGUAACUGUCCAGCCGCUUUGCCGCCUUUGGCAAAUGCGAUGGAAUUCUUUGGUCAGACCUUGAAUCCAACCUCAGUGAAGAAAUUCAUCAGCGAAAAGUUGGACGUCAUCAGUGCGGAACGCGCUUUCAAGCAGCUUCAAGAUACCAUUUCUCGGAAACAUCUCCCAACCCAUGCGGAACUUCAACUCGUCUUUCAUAUCAUAAGGACGGUGGAUAUCGACACCGUGAACAGGGAAGUAUACCCAUAUAUUGGAUGCAGCAAGUUGUCCUGCUUUCUCUGCGCAGCGUUCCUGGAGUCUUUUAAUCACCAUGGCGUUACGUUCACGACUCGUGGCAGUCACGGGAAGAUUUACACGCUGUGGUCCAUCCCGGAUAUGGAUGGGUUGUGCGAAGACAUUGUUGCUUUCCUCCACGCUGCGUUGAUCAGGAUGCUGAACCUCCUCAUCCGCGAGAUGAUGAUGCCUGUGAUGAUAGCUGCUCAUGUUGCCGAGUCACCGGCUGGAGUUACGGAUUGUAAUCCCCAACCACCUUUCAUGCGUCAAUAUCACCGAAAUCCGGCUGCUCAACGUGAGUUCGAUUUCCUCAGGGCAGGUGCACCGGAGAAUUUGAUCAGGAAUUUUGGUCCAGUCGAAGUGGGAACCCGCGAUGCACUCAGAGCUCUUGAGCAUCGCAAAACCCCUGGGCUCUCCGGUGAAUGUAGACAUUGCGAGCGAGAGACAGCAAGGAAAUGCUCUAGAUGUCGUGGCCCAUGGAUGUGCAGCGAACGCUGCGAGAACGAGUGCUACUAUGGACAUACUUCCGAGUGCGCCAUGGGUCGACCCGACACUGCCGACCACCUCGUUCGGGCCUGCCGGACACUCUGGUUGGGUUACCUUGAUGACGACACUCGGCAAGAUUUCGGAUUCACAAAGUGUUCGUCGGUCUACGAUGUAGAGAGACUCUUUGGCCUGUAUGUUGGCCUCACCCUUUCUCUGGGAGUUGAAAGCCGGGAGUUGCGUAAGUGGCAAAAGGAAGGCACGUUGACAGAAAAUAUAAUGGCCAAGUAUGAAGCGAUUCCGGAGAAUCGUCACAGCGAGUGUUAUCGAUGGUUCCAUAAGACCUUCGGCGUGUUCAACUCACGAAGCGGACCCCCCAACCUCGAGCUCCUGAAGAUUGCCAGGCCGUAUCUCAAACCGGCGGAUAGGGGCAGGGAAUUCCACCAAUUGGUACCGGUGGAGAAACGCAACUCAUUCCUGCUCUAUGGUCUGUUACUGAACGAAUACCAUCCAAAUCCUAGUCUGCCCUUGUGCAAUGACUUAUAUUUCGAGUUUGGUUUCGUGACUGGUCGUGGCCUCGAGGGCGAGGAGGUCUUACCUGGGGUGUAUAGGAGUCUUAUCUCUAGAUGCUCUUUCACGGAGUUUUGGACCGCGUUUCAAUCCAACAACCUCAUUGGGUUGAUGGAUGAAAAGGGGCUUGGACCCGAACGCAAGAAAGUCCUGCAUUUCGAGGACUUUAUGAAAAUCAAGCGCAACUAUCCGCGGCCUAGUGUGUGGCGCCUCAGACACUUCGUUCACUCGCAGGAUGUGGACCCUCCGCUAUCUGUCUUUAUGGACUACGGGUUUUUCAACUGCAUUACAGUUGGAGAGGUAUUCUCUCUCAAAGAGGUGUAUCAAGAGCUCCUCGAGUCUCCAAGGGUCGACCCCAUGGAAUUGCACGCGGCUUGUAUCAAGGGUAACCUAUACAAUUUCGCUCGCAGACAUAACCCGAACCUCGAGCAGAGGUUCAAGACGCUGAUGACCAACAUUUACCCACUACGUAACAAUACGCAGUGGGCAGUCGCGUCCCCAAGUUUUCUUUUGUUCUUGGUUCUCUUCUUCGUUUCGGUUUCAUUUACGAAUCUUUGGAGUACACUCAUGUUCUUGGUUUUCUCUUUCCUUUCGAUUCUAUUUAGGUGCCUUUGGGGCACACUCAAGCUCUUGGUUGCCCUCGCUUUCCUUUCGAUUCUAUUUACGUGCCUUUGGGGUAUACUCAUGCUCUUGGUUGCCUUCUCUUUCCUUUCGAUUCUACUUCAAGUUUAACGUACCUUCCGGGCCGA
Messenger RNA from Pisolithus orientalis, 3379 nucleotides. RefSeq lists its product as uncharacterized. Lineage: Eukaryota; Fungi; Basidiomycota; Agaricomycetes; Boletales; Pisolithaceae. The transcript has 4 exons. The coding region runs from base 381 to 3362 and encodes 993 amino acids. The record is from RefSeq and is a predicted model, not a curated record.